Molecule: messenger RNA, 5781 nt
Organism: Lates calcarifer (barramundi perch)
Lineage: Eukaryota; Metazoa; Chordata; Actinopteri; Centropomidae
Gene: lzts2a
Product: leucine zipper, putative tumor suppressor 2a
Exons: 9
Coding region: 429-2762 (777 amino acids)
Biological process (GO): negative regulation of canonical Wnt signaling pathway; cell division
Source: RefSeq, a predicted model, not a curated record
CAGCCUGAGCAGCAGCAGCAGCAGCAGCCGCAGCCGCGGAUCAGCAGCGGAUCUACCGAGCUGCUGCGGACUGGACGGGGCUUGGAGUAAAGGAGAGAGAAGCCGAUCGUAACUACAAAAAAGCAAGAGAAGAAGAGUAGAUUUCUUUUAGCUGCUCGCUGUUCAAAAAAAAAAAAAAAAAGUUGUACUCGCACAGAAAAGGCGACUGGAUUGACGCACAACAAAACAUUUACUGUUGGAGGUAAUAUUGCAGCACGGGCUGGUUGUAAAGAACAUCUUGUUAAGAGCGCAGGAGGAGAGGCCCAGAGAGGACCGAGGUCCUGGGAUGAGAGCUCUCUGCCAUUUCCCUGUCUCCCCCAGACCUCCAGGAGGAGUACACUGGGUGACACUCUGAGAGUGUGUGGUGUGUCUGACGCCGUCAGGCUGCCAUGGCUCUGGUUCAGGCACUACCUGUGACCGUAACUGACCACCCCAAUCCAGGUCUCGAAGUCCAGCAGUGCCGGCCACUAUCAUCCCACUCCCCCUCAGGACCCUGCUCUGGCCCCUGUGGGCCCUGUAGCUCUGGGACAGCCAUGGGUUCUGUCAGCAGUCUCAUAUCGGGCCGGACGUACCAGGAAAGACAUUGCCGGGCUGCCAGUGAAUUCACCACCAAACCCCGCCGCUCUACGCCAGCUACCAGUUGCUUCCGGCUUCAGGAUAACACCCUCCGCAGUGGGAGCUCCUUAGAGCAGCUGCUGGUUAUCAGCAACCAAACGCAGCCUCAGGCCCAGGUCCUUCCUCCACCGCUACCCACCAAAAAGCAGCCUCGGCCUGGUAACUCUGCCGGGGCAGUAGGUGGUAGCACUAAUGGGAACUUUGGGUAUGUGAGUGAUGAGGUGGUGGUUGGAGACUGGAAUGACAACCUGGUGGUGGCGGCUGCAAGCCCCUGCAGUGACUCAGAGGACCAAAGGGACAACAGGACUGUGAACGGCAACAUUGGUGGGCCUCCUCCCAAACUUAUCCCAGUGUCGGGACAGUUAGAGAAGAACAUGGAAAAAGUGCUGAUCCGUCCAACAGCGUUCAAGCCUGUCGUUCCCAAGAAUCGCCACUCUGUGCAUUACCUGUCACCACGGCCAGGAGGCAGCAGCCUGUCAGAGAGCCAGGCCAGCCUCAACCUCCUGCUGCCCCUCGGAGGAUCCAGCAGCGCCAGCGGCACGAACGGCAACGGAGGGAGCAGCAGCUCCAGCUCUGAAGGGAAACGCAACUCCUACAGCGGAGGUCGCAAUGCUAGGAGCAGCCAAUCCUGCUCCAUGUCAGACUCAGGGAGGAACUCCCUCUCCAGCCUCCCCACUCACAGCAGUACAGGCUACAGUUUGGCCCCCAGUGAGGGCUCCAGCUCCGGGUCUGGCUCUGGGGGCCAGCUUGAGCCUGUCACAGGCCUGGGCCGGAACACUUCGGGAGGAAGUGGGAGCCAUGGUCACUCUAAUUCAGACAGUGGACGUUCCUCAUCCAGCAAGAGCACAGGCUCGGGGUCGCUAAGUGGGCGCGGGCAGCCCCUGUCGGACAGCGGGUCCUGUGGCCACUCACCGCCACCAGUGGAGGGCUACGAGGCAGUGGUGAGGGAGCUGGAGGAGAAGCUGAGGGAACGAGACCUGGAGCUCCAGCAGCUCCGGGAAAAUCUGGAUGAGAAUGAGGCUGCUAUUUGCCAGGUGUAUGAGGAGAAGCAGCGUCGCUGUGAAAGAGAGAUGGAGGAGCUGAGACAGAACUGUGCCAUGAAGAUGAAGCAGGCCUCUCAGAAGGCCCAGAGGGCACAGCAGGUGCUACAGUUACAGGUAUUUCAACUACAGCAGGAGAAAAAGAAGCUGCAGGAGGACUUCUCCUCUCUGUUGCAGGACAGGGAGACGCUGGAAAGAAGGUGUGCCACUAUCCAGAGGGAGCAAACCCAGCUUGGGCCACGGCUGGAGGAGACAAAGUGGGAGGUGUGUCAGAAGUCAGGAGAGAUCUCCCUCCUGAAGCAGCAGCUGAAGGAGAUCCAGUCAGAGCUCAGCCAGAAGGCAGGAGACAUUGUGGUCCUGAAGGCCCAGCUAAGAGAAGCCCGCUCUGAGCUGCAAGCCAGCCAGGCUCGAUCCCAGGAGGCCCAGAUGGCCCUGCGGACGCGAUCUCUUGAACUGGAAGUCUGCGAGAACGAACUCCAGAGGCGCAAGAGCGAAGCUGAGCUGCUCCGGGAGAAAGUGGGCCGUCUGGAAGAGGAGUCGGCCAGGCUCCGCGACACCCUGUCCAAUCACAGUGGACCCUCUCUACCUGGAAGUGCAACCAUGAAGGGCCAGGGUAUGAACCUGUCCCUCCAACAGGGCAGAGGUCUGGUGGGAAGGGGCGGUCCCAGUCCCUCUGUGUACCGUGAUGGAGAGGAGACUCAUCUGGUCUGGGGAGGAGAGAGUGAUGAAGCCAAGGCACAGAGGCAAAAUGCAGAAGCAGCGUUGGGACUCAGACAACAGGUGGACAGGCUGAAGGCUGAGCUCAUGUAUGAAAGGAGGACUAGUGAGGAGCAACUGUCAAGGUUUGAGGAUGAGAGGAGGGUGUGGCAGGAGGAGAAAGAAAAGGUAAUCCGCUACCAGAAACAGCUGCAGCAGAACUAUAUCCAGAUGUACCGCCGAAACCGGGAUCUCGAGCGAGUGAUGAGGGAGCUGAGUCUGGAGCUGGAGAACAGGGACAUGGAGGACUAUGAAGUUCACAGUGGCAGCAAUGACAUCCACUUUGAGGAAAUCACCGCCACUGAGAUCUAAACACUCACACAUAAACACUCUCUUACAGUAAUAUGUGCACAGAAAUACACAGGAACACAACUCACAAACAACGCAAAGAUGUAACCCAAACAUUGGACUCCAAGCCAAAUACUGCACUGUCUUCAACAUGGCUUUACCUGGACCACUGAGCGAGCACUCACCACUCGUCACUGUCAAAAGGGAGAUCUCCCAAAGGUGAAUUCUCACUUUCUGUGAUGUACUCCAAUAAAUCCUUAUGAAGAAGUGUCCGCCCCCGGCACUUUUAAUGGGUUUUAUCCCCCAACAAAGCCAGCACAAAGACUUUUUUCCUUCUGUGGGAGCAAAAGCAGUUGAAUAAAAGUGUUCCUUCCUCAGACCACAUUUAAAUCAGGGUAUCGAAAAUCAAUGGGAACUUAAAGCAAAAAAUGUUACUACACGCACAGCGAUCUGGUUGAAGCGCAGUCACACUUUUUCUCGGUAGCACACGAGGUUAGACACCCGGCCACCAGCAUGCAUGUUAUGAUGCAUCAUGACAGUAGCCCCAUCCACAUCCACAGCACAACUGCUGGCCAUUAACGAUGACCUCAUCUCCCGUCCAAACUGUGCUCAUUGGCGACACAAACAUCAACCGCUGGUUCUCCAAGUAACUGCUAAAGGGAAAAUAACACCAAAUACGACAACAUAAACUUGUUUUUUACAGUGUUCAGAAGGUCAGCAGUUCAUUUCAUUUUAUAAAAAGGAUAAGAAAAGUUUUGUUUUGGAGGUAUUUCCUCAGCAGUGUGUAUUUGAAAAGGAAUAUAUUGUGACUGUUACCACUCCAGAGAAAUGCAGUAUUAAUGGUGGACAUUGGCGAUGAAAGAAUCUGCUCACCAAGGGAAACAUGGUAUUGUUUUGCACAGCUUCCCUCGUCUCUUUCUUGUGAAGCAAAUCAUCAAACUUAAACAAACCAGUUCCGACAUUUGGCUUUGGCGGUUUGCUUACAUGUGGACAUCCUAUUCUGUCAUUUCCCAAACCGCAGAGGACGCAGAAAGCAAACGUUCAAGGGAAAUGCUUUGUUUCAACGCUGGUCAUUUUUUCUAGACCACCAACAGUCAUGCCGUUGCACUCGAUCAACGUGUCAGCUCGUUCACAAGGUCUGGCAUAAACAUUUACAUUUUACUGUUAUGUAGCACUAGUAAGCAGACCGUAGCAUGGGAGACAUCACCAGGAUGCUGCUGAUUCUCCUUUUUCUCUCCUUUACUUCUGCCUUUGUCUCUUUGUCUCUUUUCCUCUCUAUAUCUGCCUCUUACUCAACUAUUUUUAUAACAGUGAAAAGCACCUCAGCAAUCGGUAUCAGGAAACUAAAAAUGGAGCAUAUUCUUUCAGUUUGGUCAUCGCGUCACUGAGAGAUUUAAGCUGGUGUUUGAACUGUAGGCAUGCUUAUUCAGAGUUUCCAUUUAUUCCCCUUCGUUCCCAUUAGUGCUCUUUAUUUAGCUUUUGGCAGUCCAAAGCCACAUAACACUUUUAAAGUCUUCCUAGUCUCCCCUAGACUAUAAUCUUCCAUGAUUGCUAUACAGGUAGUGAGACUGGCAUGUCUGCAUGUCUUUGUUAUAUCAGAUUUCAGAAGAAGCUGGCUUAGAUAGCAGUGAGAUGGGAAUUUGCAGAUGCAGUAGCUCCAGCACUGCAAUGUCCUCGAGGCAGGUCGGCUCUUAAAGCCCUAAAUAUAAACUGAUGAGGAGGAUGUUAACAUUUGCAGCUGUGGAGUUGCUCUGUUUUCUCACAGUAUAUGCAGGGCUGUGCAUAACACUGAGCAUUGUGGGUUUCUAUGGAGAAAAAACAGUAGUAGGCUGAGAACUUUUAUUUUACAAAGAGUCUAUAUCAUGGAGUAAUAGUUAAAUGGAAAUCUAUAUAAUGGAGGAGAUGUUGUAUAUUUUUUUAUAAAUAGCACAUGAAGAUAUUUUGUUGUAGUACUGGUAUAAGUGUGGUUUAAUACACAAAGUAUAAAGACUUCUACAUAUAUAUAUAUAUAUAUCUAUAUAUAUCACAUACCAAUAUUUCAAAUGAUGGAUCAAUUACAAAUAGAGGCGGCAGCAUAGACAGACUGCACCUAAUACUGUAAUGCAUGAAAAUCUGUUUACAUUAUAUAAUCUUUGUGACACAAACACACACUAUCUGAUGACCAAACUUUGCAGCUGGUAAAGCAGUUGGGGGCUUAGUUUUAACCUGUUGUCUCCCCAUUUUAAUUGAUCUUUCACUUGAUUAUCAGAAUCAUAAUAUCACACUGAUCCAUGUCUUCAUCAUUGCGUUUUGUGCACGUCAUUCCUAUAAAUGCAUGGGACAGGUCAUUUCUGAGGAACUUCCUUGUAAAGUUGAGGUUGGAGCCAAUGCAAACCAAGAACAUGUUAAGUUUCCUGUACUCGGAAAUUCAGUUGAAACCCUUUCAGACAAUUUGAUCAGCCUGUAUUUUGCAUGACGUUACCACAUUCAUUGUGGUUUAAGUGAUAUUAUAGAGUACUAAAAGUCUGCACUGUGCAUAAAUUGUUAACAUAAAGCAAUGGAAAGUGACUCUGAUGGGAAGAAGUUGGGUUUGUCCAAUCAUAUUCACUUUGUUAACCAGACCCUAGACUGUUACUCACUCACCACAGGUGCAGCACAGGUACAGAUUAACUAGCACAGGUGUUGCAAAUCAAACUCACUCCCUCACUGACAAGUGCUGUGUGCAUCCCAUCUUCCAUUUCUUUCCUCAUAUCUCAGUUCUCUUUACUGCAUAACCGUGUAAAUAUGUAAAACACUAAAUAGUAUAACAGAGUGACAUUGUCUUAUUUAGACAAAGUGUCUAUUUCAAAUGUAGCCACUGUGAUUAGACCAAAGCAACGUAACACAUUUCUUUUUUUGUGGCAUUUUUUUUUUCAUCCUUUUGUGUGCAUUUUUUAAAAUGUUUGCUUAUGUUGUGUCUUCAUUAAUUCAAAAAGUACGUAGUUGUCCAUGUAUAUUUUUAUGUGUACAUUUCUUGUACAAAUGACUGUGUUUUUAAUUAAAGAACAAGUUGUCACACCUCAAA